AAAGGAGAAAAAUCCUAACCAUGCCUAAAUAUACUACCGACUACCUAUACAACGAAUUCAGCGGACUAGCUGGUAUGCGAACUGAUUCAAAAUAUGCUAACGAUGCUGGAUUUGAGAAAUUGGAAAGCCUAGAUGGAGAAAAAAUCAAAGCCGAAUUAAACAAAUGCACCAGCCAAGGAGAAUACGAAUCCAAAAAAGCUGAUUAUAUUCGCAAAGCAAAUGAAAUCUCUUCGGGAUUACGAGCCAGAACAGGUCAUUCCAGCUCCAUGUUUGGUGUCUGUAUCAUUUGGGCCGACCAAGCCAUGAGUCCUUAUAUCGAGAAUAAAAUGCAAGAUGGUCGAAGAAUGUUGGAAAAUUUAAAGAGUCAAUUAGGAAUGGAAAAGUAUCAACACAUUGAGGAGUUAAGGAUUUUAAAACUCGAACAAAAGAAAAUUGAAGCCAGAAUGCAAGAAAAUAAACGCAAAGCAAUGAACGAAAAAGACCCCACUAAACGCGCAAAGUUUUUACAAUUAAUUGACGAGGACAGCAAAAAAUUAGAAGAAAAUCUAAGAAAACAAAAUGCAAUUCCUACUUCUCCAAUAAAAUUUAAUGCUUCAAAGUAUGUUUCAGAAAUGAUUGAGGGGAUGAAAAAAGCCAUUGAGAGAAACAAUAAAGGUGGUUCAGGGAGCGGCGGUGGUGAAGGAGACCCAGACAAGCCAAGAAAACCAAAAAAGCCUGAUGAUUCUUCGGAUGAUGACGACGAUAAAAAAGGAGACGGAAAUAACAACGAUGAUGACAAUAAACGUCCUCCGAGAAAGAAAAAACAAUCUGAACAGAAUAAUCAGCAAAUGUUAUUGAUAGCGAUAGCGGUGAUUGUAGUGCUUUUCUUGCUAAUGAACCAAAAAGACCCUGACCGACCACGCUAUAGAGACUAUGACGAAUAUGCUUACUAA
Messenger RNA from Entrophospora sp. SA101, 932 nucleotides. The record is from the annotation of a GenBank genome assembly. Lineage: Eukaryota; Fungi; Glomeromycota; Glomeromycetes; Entrophosporales; Entrophosporaceae.